Molecule: messenger RNA, 1115 nt
Organism: Carassius auratus (goldfish)
Lineage: Eukaryota; Metazoa; Chordata; Actinopteri; Cypriniformes; Cyprinidae
Product: A disintegrin and metalloproteinase with thrombospondin motifs 6-like
Exons: 3
Source: RefSeq, a predicted model, not a curated record
GAUCAGCUCUGCUGUCCUGCGAGCGCGCGCCCCGAUGUGCGUUACUGUUAUUAUUCAUCUCUGGUCAACCAAAGAGCACGAGACCAGACAAUAAGCCAUCACACACGCUGGAAACUUAAAUAGUUAAACAUGAGCUGAUCAUUAACUUAUUCAUCAACUUUUUCAUAUUUUGGAGUCUUCCCCCCUGCAUUGCUGAUGAAGUGAGUUCAUGAAGAGCUUUUUUUUUUUCUGUACAAGGACACAACUACAUUUGUUGGCAUGAGAAUGGCUUGAAGCGAAACGAGAGAUUUGCUGAAGAAUGCACUGAGGUGGACUCAAAUGAAGAUUUCUACUGUCUGCAUGUGCUCUGCAAUAAAAGAUGAAGACGGCAAACAAAUGGACCGUUUGGGACAAGCUCCUAAAAUAGAUCUGCUGUUUUGGAAUAACAUGAAGAGAAUUCAUACGGAUUCUUGCCCUGCUCAUGGCUGACAGAGGUGCAGGAUCAAGUCACCUUUAGGAAGAUCUUUAAACCUGGGAUUAAGUGUGGACUGAGAUUCAAAUGUGUCGAGGAUGCUUGUCACGGAUAUGUUAUGGUGCGAAGCUGGAUUGAUCAUAUCGCUUUAAUCCACUUGUAGCCUCCCCCAGCCCCCCUACCCCACCCCAUGUCAGAUCUUUCCUAAAUUAUGGAAAUUUUUUGGAAGACGCUGACUUGGAUAUUUAGCCUGGUCUUGGCCGCUGCUGAAGCUCAGAUCCUUUCAUACAACUCUCAAGCGGAAUUCCUGUCCACGCUGGAGCACUACCAGCUAACAGUACCAGUGCGGGUGAAUGAGAGGGGCCAGUUCAUGAGUUACACUGUGAAGCAUUACAGGCCCGGUCGACGGCGACGUGGACUGGACCAGACUGAGCUGGACCACACUGAGACCAGGCUUUUUUACAAACUCUCAGCCUACGGCAAGCACUUUCACCUGAACCUGACACUCAACCCCAACCUGGUUUCUAAACAUUUGACGGUAGAGUACUGGGGCAGAGACGGACUAGACUGGCAGCAUUCAGUGGUCGAUAACUGCCACUAUGUUGGAUACCUACUGGAUCAAUAUAGCACUACAAAAGUGGCUUUGAGCAACUGCAAAGGCUUG